This is a messenger RNA of Epithele typhae, 2631 nucleotides long. RefSeq lists its product as uncharacterized. Bases 1 to 2631 code for a protein of 876 amino acids. Gene Ontology annotation, biological process: proteolysis. Lineage: Eukaryota; Fungi; Basidiomycota; Agaricomycetes; Polyporales; Epitheliaceae. Gene Ontology annotation, molecular function: metalloexopeptidase activity. The record is from RefSeq and is a predicted model, not a curated record. The transcript has 14 exons.
AUGAGCAAUGCGCCACGCACCCGAUGGGGACCCGUUCGGUCGCUGUUGUGUCUCGCGCCUCUCUUCGUCCUCGCUCCCUACUACGCCUACCGCCAGCACUACGCCUUACCCGAGCCCAUCACCGAACUAAUCAACCCGUCGACAUCUCUGCCACAAAUCUCGGAAGCCCAAAUCCUCGCGCACGCAAAAUACCUCUCUGAAGACAUCGGGUACCGCACGGUCGGCACUGCGGAGCAUGCGCUCGGGGACGCGUGGAUGGUCGCGCAGGCGGAGAAGGUGCGCGCGCAGUGCGAUGACGCCGUGCGCGCCGUGCCAGGGCGCAAGCUGGAAUGCGAGGUCUGGCACCAACGGGGUAGUGGGCACCAUCGGUUCGACAUGAUGGGCCGUCGGUUGUACAAGACGUACGUCGACCUCACGAACAUCGUCGUGCGCUUGUCGGACGGCACGGACGCGGGAAAAGAGCAUGCGGUCUUGGUGAACUCUCACCUGGACAGCACGCUGCCUUCCCCCGGAGCGGCCGACGAUGCUCUCCCGGUUGGUGUGAUGCUGGAGUGUAUCCGCGUACUCGUGGGGACGCCAACUUGGGAACCAAAACAUGCAAUUGUAUUUUUAUUCAACAACGCGGAGGAAUCGCUUCAGGAUGCUUCACAGCUAUUCUCAACCCAGCACCCUAUUGCACACACGUACGCAUGUUACAUUUCGCUCUGUCCUCCCUGCGCCUUGUUGCUGACGGUGUCGUGUGAUGCAGCUGCCGGCACUACUGGCCCCGAGCUUCUCUUCCAGGCGACCUCGGAACAGAUGAUUAAAGCUUAUUCAAAAGUACCUAGGCCGUAUGGCUCUGUGAUAGCUAAUGAGAUAUUCACCUCUGGAAUCAUCUUGUCGGACACCGACUUUAGACAAUUCGAACUUUACUUGAACGUAACCGGACUAGACAUGGCCAUUGUCGGCAACAGCUACCUGUAUCAUAUGCGCAAGGACCUUGUAGAAAACAUCGAACCGGGCGUCGCCCAACACAUGGCCGAGAACACGCUAGCUCUCCUCCACCACCUCACUUCUUCCGAAUCGCCUCUUCCCGAACUCGCAAGUGCUGGUUACUCUAAGCCCCAGACGGUCUUCUUCCAAUACUUUGGCAUGUUCCUCGUAUACUCCUUCACCACGGCCAAGAUCAUGUAUGCCACCAGCUUUAUCCUCGCCCUCAUCGCCACCCGCGUUACCUACGUCGACCCCUCACCGGCCCUCAAGAAGGGCACAAGUUUCGUGGGGGAGCAGGCACGCGGCUUCCUCGUUGUGACGGGCUCCUUCGUGGGUGCGGCAGUGGGAGCGAAUGUCGUUGCCUUCCUCAUGGAUACAGUCCUUGGUCGCUCAUUGAGCUGGUUCUCGUCGAUAUUCGCGUGCAUCUUCCUCUAUGGGCCGGCGGCGCUCACAGGAGCACUUGCCUCUCAACUCCUUUUCGGUCGGAUCCGGGAGAAGACUGCGUUCACGUCGAUCGCCGUCUUACAAACCUUCAUUGCCGUUCUGACGCAGAUGUUCAACAUCGGGUCGGGAGGCGCGUUGUUCCUGUCCUCGGCACCGCUUGUUCCUGCCAUGUUGCUCAACUCGAUGCUCACCAACCCCGGCGAUGACAUCUCGCUCUGGGCGUACGCACUUGGCCAGAUCAGCCCUCUCGUCACGGGUACCAUGCUGUCCUGCGCCGUCUUGGAUGUCUUUGUGCCCCUGACCGGCCGCAUUGGCGAGGAGGCACCUGCGGAGUACAUGAUUGCGAACAUCGUUGCCGUCAACGGAGCGUACAUCGUACCUCUCGUCAUUCCCUUCGUACACCGCUUCAGCCACCGCAUCCUCGUUCGUGCGGUCAUCUUGUUGUCGAUGGUCACCGGGAUCUCUAUGGCUUUCUUCGCCAUGCGGUCACCUUUCGAUGACAUGCACCAGAAGCGGCUGUUCGUCAUCCACAUGGAGAAUAUUACGAGCCAGGAACAGCACCUUCAUGUCGCUGCGGCGGACGCUGCUCCCCGUUUCCACGAUCUCGCUGUCAGUAUCGCGAAAGAGUUCAGCAUCCCUGGAGUUACCUCUGAGACCCAAGUCAUGGAUGACUGGAACAGUGACUGGGACACCAUGUACCCCUUCUCCGCUUUCCUCACACCGUACAAAUUCGACCUCCCCCUACGCGCGGAGCACCAAGACAUCCCGCUCAAGCACGACCUCACCAUCUCCGCCGUGAACAGCACUGUCGAUGCUGCCGCCGGCACCCGCACCUUCACGCUCAUUGUCACCCACCCGGGCAUCAUCUGGACUGCGAUCGCCUUCGACGCGCACGUCAUCAAGUGGGGCCUGGACGACAACCCCCCGGACGAGCACGCGCGGCACCACAUCAAGGAGGCGAGCUUCUACGGGGUCGACCAGUGGUCCGUCGACCUCGUCACGAAGCUCGCGCCGGGGGAUGAGACGGGCGAGGUCAAGGUCAACUACGUGGGCAUUCAUGAGAAGGCGAUGUGGCCGGGCAAGCGCGCGGAGAAAGAGCAGGGCGGGCGGGCGAUGAAGCUGUUCGAGGAGAUGGACACCUGGCUGGAGAAGGAGACGAAGGGGAGCGUGGAUGCGAUGUUCCUAGGGUGUGUUGGGGGUGUGGACGUGGUAUGA